Molecule: messenger RNA, 2723 nt
Organism: Cynara cardunculus var. scolymus (artichoke)
Lineage: Eukaryota; Viridiplantae; Streptophyta; Magnoliopsida; Asterales; Asteraceae
Product: DNA (cytosine-5)-methyltransferase 1-like
Exons: 21
Coding region: 1-2490 (829 amino acids)
Cellular component (GO): nucleus
Molecular function (GO): methyltransferase activity; chromatin binding
Source: RefSeq, a predicted model, not a curated record
AUGGCGAAACGAGUAAAGAGAGAUCUGAAGCAGUCUGAGGAAGCCAUCGAUUCAUCUGUACCAUCUUCUGAUUCAAAAUCAUCGCCUCCAUCAAAGAAAUCCAAGACCUCUCCUGCCGCCGCCGCAGCUGAUGAUGACGCCCGAUUUAUCGGAAAGCCAGUUCCGGCUGAUCAAGCUAGAGCAAAAUGGCCUCAUCGUUACGAAUCCAAGAACAAAGUGAAGGUUAUAGCUUCUUCAAACGGUGAAUUGGAUGGCAAGGAGAUCAUUCAAGCUAAGUGUCACUAUACCAAAGCUGUUGUUGAUGGCAUUGCUUUUGAUCUUAACGAUGAUGCAUUUGUCAAAGCUGAAGAAGGGAAGCCAGAUUUUAUUGCCAGGAUUGUGGAGAUGUUUGAAACUGUUGAUAGAGAAUUGUAUUGUUCAGCUCAAUGGUUUUUUAGAGCAGAAGAUACUGUAAUUAAAAGCCAAGCUCAUCUUAUUGACAAGAGACGAGUGUUUUAUUCUGAUAUGAAAGAUGACAAUCCCCUAGAUAGCAUUGUGUCAAAAGUCAAAAUUGUUCAACUUUCUCCAAAUGUUGACUUGGCUGAAAAAGAGAAGGCACUCUCAUCAUUUGAUCUUUACUAUGAUAUGAAAUAUUCGAUGCCAGUUACAUUCACGACACUACACACAGAAAAGAGCAUCACAGAGAGCGAUGAGUCAUCAGUAAUUUCAGGCGAUGCUAGCUCAGAUGGUGUAGUAGAGAAAAGCAAUAAAAAAGCAAAAUCAACUGAAGUUAAAGAAUGUGUAGAGUCUCAGAUGACGCUAUUGGAUUUGUAUUCCGGUUGUGGUGCUAUGUCUACUGGUCUUUGUCAUGGCACAAAUAUGUCUGGUGUGAAACUUGUUACAAAAUGGGCAGUUGACAUCAAUAAGCAUGCAUGUGAAAGUUUAAAGUUGAACCAUACUGAAACUGAGGUGAGAAAUGAAGCAGCUGAAGACUUUUUAUCUUUGCUGAAAGAGUGGAAAAAUCUUUGUAAAGAGUUCUGUUUGUUGGGGUCACAACAUGCCGAAGAUACAAGUAUAAAAUCUGAAGAAUCAGAUUCUCAGGAGAAAGAAGGCAAUCCUGAUCCUUCUGAUGGUGAAUUUGAAGUAGGAAAAUUGCUAGCUGUUUGUUAUGGUGAUCCAAACAAAGUCAACAAUAAAAAACUCCAUUUCAAGGUGCGAUGGAAGGGCUAUGGUCCUAGCUACGACACUUGGGAGCCGUUUGAUGGUUUGAGCAAUUGUACGGAUGCUAUGAAGGAAUUUGUAAGCAGAGGAUACCAAUCAAGGAUAUUACCUCUUCCUGGUGAUGUUGACUUCAUUUGUGGAGGUCCUCCGUGUCAAGGAAUCAGUGGUCACAAUCGUUUUAGAAACUACACUGAUCCUCUAAAAGAUCCAAAGAAUCAUCAGCUUGUAGUUUACAUGGAUAUCAUCGAGUUUUUAAAACCAAAAUUUGUUUUGAUGGAGAAUGUAUGUGAUAUCGUCAAAUUUGCGGAUGGUAUUUUGGGAUAUCAUGCUGUAGGGCGUCUAGUUUCUAUGAAUUAUCAGACACGCAUGGGGAUAAUGGCUGCAGGAUCAUAUGGAGUUCCUCAAUGCCGAUUGAGAGUUUUUCUUUGGGGUGCUCAUACAAAAAUGAAUUUGCCUCAGUUCCCUUUGCCCACACAUGAGGUUGUCGGGAAAGGAGUUGUUCCACUUGAAUUCAAGGAUUGUAUUGUUGGGUCUGAUAACGACAAGUCAUACAAGUUAGAAAAGAGCAUAUUACUUGGGGAUGCUAUUUCAGACUUGCCUGAGGUUACAAACAACAAUGGCAAAGAUGAAAUGGAGUAUGCAGGGGCCCCACGCACAAGUUUUCAGAAAUACAUCAGAAUGAGAAAACAAGCUGUGGCGAAAGAUGCAUCAAAAAGAAAGAUGCUUUAUGAUCAUAGGCCGCUGGAACUGAAUGAGGAUGAUUAUGCUCGGGUUUGCCAAAUUCCAAAAAUAAAGGGAGCAAACUUUAGAAAUUUACCAGGGGUGAUGGUUGGUAAGAACAACAAAGUAGAAUGGGACCCUUCAGUUGAAAGAGUCAUGCUACCUUCAGGAAAACCUUUGGUUCCCAAUUACGCCAUGACAUUUGUUCGUGGAACUUCAAGAAAACCGUUUGGGCGCUUGAGCAUGGAUGAUAUCGUCACAACUGUAGUAGGUAGAGCCGAGCCACACAAUCAGGUGCUGCUUCAUCCUAACCAGGAUAGAGUACUUACUAUUCGUGAAAAUGCACGUCUACAAGGGUUUCCCGAUCACUAUAAACUUUCUGGGCCUGUUAAGGAAAGGUACUUGCAGAUUGGAAAUGCAGUUUCAUUUUCUGUGUCAACUGCAUUGGGGUAUACAUUAGCCAAGGCAGUCCAAGGGGUCUGCACCAGUAAACCAUUAACACUCCCCAUCAAAUUCCCUGAUUGUCUUGGACAAUCUACUGUAAAACAAGCUCCUCAAGAGUCUGAAUGAUAACAAGCUAAUUAAUAUUUCGCGACUUUUAAGUCGUUGAACCGUGUAACAUGAAAGAAAGUUUACGGGCCGACGAGUUCGGAUUCUGAUGAAGAGAGCUUUGUUGCACUUGGUUCACAUAUUGAUUGUGUGAUAUUUGUUAGAGUGUAAUUUAACAUUUGAUUCUUAUGUCAUUGUUUAGUAGGUUUAAUCAAUCGAAAAAUGAGUUUGGAGUAAGGUUUAGUUUGCUGGCU